Molecule: messenger RNA, 2149 nt
Organism: Sphaerodactylus townsendi
Lineage: Eukaryota; Metazoa; Chordata; Lepidosauria; Squamata; Sphaerodactylidae
Gene: DPYS
Product: dihydropyrimidinase
Exons: 9
Coding region: 77-1579 (500 amino acids)
Biological process (GO): pyrimidine nucleobase catabolic process
Cellular component (GO): cytoplasm; cytosol
Molecular function (GO): dihydropyrimidinase activity
Source: RefSeq, a predicted model, not a curated record
GACUGCUCACUGAGUUACCUUUUGCAGAAGGAGUUUGCACACACUGUUAAACAGGGAAGGAGGAAAGUAGCCAGCCAUGCAGAGGCUUUUGAUCAAAGGCGGGAGAGUUGUGAAUGACGACCGCUCGCAAGUGGCUGAUGUGUACAUAGAGGAUGGGGUUGUGCGGGCCGUGGGGCUGGAGCUGAACCCGGGAGCGGCUGCUGGGCUCCAGGUGGUCGAUGCCACCAACAAGCUUGUUCUGCCUGGGGGGAUCGACCCCCACACGCACUUGCAGUUCCCUUUCAUGGGAACUCACUCCAAAGACGACUUCUAUCAAGGGACAAAGGCUGCUCUAGCAGGAGGAACCACAAUGAUCAUUGACUUUGCAAUUCCUCACAAAGGUUGUUCUCUCAUUGAAGCCUAUGAGCAAUGGAGAGGCUGGGCUGAUCCAAAAGUUUGCUGUGAUUACGCAUUACACGUGGCAGUCACUUGGUGGAGUGACAAGGUCAAAGAAGAAAUGAAAAUUCUUGCCCAGGAGAAAGGCGUCAAUUCCUUUAAGACUUUUAUGGCGUAUAAAGGCCUCUAUAUGAUUGGAGAUGCAGAGUUACAUGCAGCCUUUUCUCAGUGCAAGCAAAUUGGGGCAAUUGCUCAAGUGCAUGCAGAGAAUGGGGAUUUGAUUGUAGAGGGUGCAAAGAAGAUGUUAAGCCUGGGGAUAACUGGCCCAGAGGGGCAUGAAAUGUGUCGUCCAGAAGAAGUGGAAGCUGAAGCCACGCACAGAGCAAUCACCAUUGCGUACUCUGUGAACUGCCCCCUUUACGUAGUUCACGUGAUGAGCAAGUCUUCAGCCAAGGUGAUUGCUGAUGCACGAAGGGAAGGGAAAGUUGUGUAUGGGGAGCCUAUAGCUGCCAGUCUUGCUACAGAUGGAACUCACUACUGGGAUAAUGACUGGUCACAUGCUGCAGCUUAUGUGAUGGGACCUCCACUGAGACCAGAUACUUCAACUCCGGACUUUCUUAUGAAUCUCCUGGCAAAUGGUGACCUGUCUGUGUCUGGGACAGAUAACUGCACCUUUGACACCUGCCAGAAGGCUUUGGGGAAGGAUGAUUUUACAAAAAUCCCAAAUGGGUUAAAUGGUGUGGAGGACAGAAUGUCAGUUCUAUGGGAAAAAGGUGUUCACAGUGGCAAAAUGGAUGAAAACAGAUUUGUGGCUGUUACCAGCACUAAUGCAGCUAAAAUCUUUAACAUGUACCCAAAGAAAGGGAGAAUUGCUGUGGGCUCCGAUGCAGACAUUGUCAUUUGGGACCCAAAGGCUACAAGGACCAUCUCGGCAAAGACCCAUCACCAGGCUGUCGACUUCAAUAUAUUUGAAGGAAUGGUCUGCCACGGGGUGCCACUUGUGACCAUUUCACGUGGGAAAGUGGUUUAUGACCGAGGAGUCUUCCAUGUGACAGCAGGACAGGGAAGAUAUAUUCCUCGCGAACCAUUCCCUGAAUAUGUCUACAAGCGGCUCAGACAGCGGGAUCAGGUCUGCCAGCCUGUCCCAGUCCAGCGGGCCCCAUAUGCGGGCAAAGUGAUUUCGACCAUCCCAGCAAAAAAAUAAAUCACACAAUAGUUCAGUCUUCAGGUAAUCUUCCAUAGGUGUACACCAGUGAUGCUCAUUCCAUCUCUUGACCAAGUGCAAAAAAAAAGCAACCCUGGAUGGGCUUCGCACCACCCACUUCACAGUACUUCUUUGCCAAAUCCAGAGGCUUCUCUUUAUAGUAUCAUUUAGAAAAAGUAUGUAUUCUUGCAAAUGUAAACCAUUCAGGUACUUCUCACACAAGGAAACCUAGGCACUGGAGUUCCCAUGGAGUGUUUCUAUAAGAAGUGUGGGUUAUUGUCAGGAUGCCUGGAAGUUGGGGCUUUGGGGGCAUGCUAAGCUUUCCUGUGUUUUACUGGAGUUGGGGGUUGGGAAUGUGCUGCUUCGGUUUGGCACUGCCAGGUGCUGGCCAAAGCUAAGCUUUUAUCUUGUCUGCAUUUCUUCUCUCUUCUCAUCACUGGUUGUAACUGUUGUUCCCAUGGUGGUGGUGGGAGGGGGAGGAGGCUGGUUCAUAUUACUGUGCAUUGCGCGGGAAAAGACCAUUCUGGCUUUUCCAAGCUGUCCUUUGGAUGAAUAAACCUCUGUCCUAUA